UAUGUCCCUCGGUACGCGCCGUAGUUGAACAAACCCGGAAGCUUUACUAUCGCAGUAAACCGCGGACCACUCGGCAGUUAAAUCUGCUGAAGUGCACUCAUUCUGAGCGGUCCCGAUUGGAAGCGACACGCUUGUUGUUUAGUCCAGGUGGCCCACUGGCUCCGUCACGGAUUGCACACUGAGAGAAAACCCGGAAAUACACGUGCGGGGGACCCUGUGCACGCCGCCGGUGUCCGAGCCCGCAGUUCGAAUGACUUGAGGGCGGGACGGGCGGAUCGAAGUUUCCUCGGACAGACAAGCCUGUUGUUUUAUUUUAUUUAUCGGGGGCCCAGCGCGCUUCUGGAGAAGGCAUUAUGCGGCUCCGCUCCUCGGUGUUCGCCGCCUUAUGCCUGCUGAUGGAAGUUUUCGGGAUUGCACUUUUCCUGAGAGGAUUUUUCCCGAUUCCCGUCAAGUCGUCCUUUUCAGCGAAGAACAAAGUGGCCGACAUGCCGGCGGAGCCUUCAGCAGGGCCAACAUCCAACUGGACGCAGAUCCCGGCCCCCUUGUUCAGAAAGGUUGUCAUCAUGGUGAUUGAUGGGCUGAGAGAAGAUUUUGUGUUUGGAGAAAAAGGAAAACGCUUCAUGCCAUUCACCAGGCACCUGGUGGAACGAGGCUCCUCUCAUAGCUUCAUCGGCAGAGCAAGGCCUCCCACGGUGACCAUGCCACGCAUCAAGGCAUUGACGACUGGCAGCAUCCCCGGCUUCAUUGACGUGGUAAUGAAUCUGAAUUCUCCGGCUCUGCUGGAAGACAACCUGAUCUGGCAGGCCAAAGAGGCCGGGAAGAAGAUGGUGUUUUAUGGGGAUGAUACUUGGCUGCGGCUUUUCCCCAAGCACUUCAUGGAGCACGAUGGGACCACCUCGUUCUUUGUGUCCGAUUACACAGAGGUGGAUAAUAAUAUAACAAGGCAUCUGGACUCUACUCUGAAAAGAGACGAUUGGGACAUGUUAAUUCUUCAUUACCUUGGCUUAGACCACAUCGGUCACCUGAGCGGCCCUCAUAGCACUCUGAUUGGACCGAAGCUGACAGAAAUGGAUGACAUCUUGAAGAAGAUUUACACUUCAUUGUUAUCCAAGGAGGUGGAGGGCGCCCUCUCCAGCUUGCUGGUCCUUUGUGGAGAUCAUGGGAUGUCUGAAACUGGGAGCCAUGGUGGGUCGUCGGAUCCUGAGCUCAACACCCCCCUUGUCCUCGCGAGUCCAGCCUUCAGGAGGAAAGUUGCCUAUGACCUCCCCAAUGUGGUGGAGCAGGUGGACCUGACAUCGACCCUGGCUGUAGGCCUUGGUCUUCCCAUCUCCCAAAACAACGUGGGCCAUCUCAUUUUCCCGGUGGUGGAGGAGUGCUCAAUGAGGGAACAGCUGCGCUUCCUGCAUCUCAAUGGCUUCCAGCUGAGCAGACUGUUACGGGACGGCACUUCAGCAUACGAAAAGGAUGUCGGCUUUGAGCAAUUCAGAGUUGCCGAAAAGUCCCACGGAAACUGGGUGAAGCUUUACCUCGAGGGGAAUACGUCGGAGGUCCUUAACAACAUGGGCAAGAAAGUCAUCCGGCAGUACCUGGAUGCUCUGAAGUCCAUGAGCUCCUCCUUGAGCAAGCAGUUGGGAAAGUAUGACCUUUACUCCAUGAUGGUGGGCACCGUCAUCGUCUUUGAGGUCCUCUUCCUCCUGCUGCUCGGCAUGGCAGACGCUUUGAGGAGCAACGCUGAGCUCGACCUCCCCCUGUCCUCCUCGCUCUGCUCGCUGCCUUCAUACCUGCUGUGCCUGCUCUUCUCGGCCGUCCACGUCCUCGUGUGCACGUCGACCGAGAGCUCCUGCUAUUUCUGCAGCCUCUCCUGGGCCCUGGCGUUCGCUGUGAUCUUCUUCGUCACGGCUCUGCUCUGCGUGAUACUGUCCAUCAUGGCCAGGAAGUUCUCCUGGGAGAAGCCUCAGAGUAAGGCGCAGUCGUCAGCAGAUUCAGGAUUUUCUGAGCUGGACACCCUUCUUCUGGCAGGGACCCUGGGCCAUGUGCUGAGCCUUGGUGCCAGCAGCUUUAUCGAAGAGGAACACCAGACGUGGUACUUCUUGGUGAACACCCUGUGUGUGGCGGUGCUGCAGGACGUGUGCAGGAAGUACUUCAAGGAGACACCAGAGGGCGGCGUCUGCACCCCUUCGAAGGAAGACCUGGAAGGUUCUGACUACGGCAGCCGACUUUUAAAGGGGCAGGAGAAGUGGCUGGCACUGGCCACGCCCCUGGUGACUCUGGCGUGCUGCCGCCUGCUGCGCUCCUUGAACCAGACGGGCGUCCAGUGGGCUCACCUCCCCGACUUUGGGCACUGGCUCAACAGCUCUGAACACAACGUGGAGCUUUCCUUCCUGGCCUCCUCCUCCCUGGUCCUGAUCUUCCUGCUCAUUCACAAGAGAUGCUCGAUGGUCUCAAAAAUCGCCCUUGGCAUGGGGCUGCUGGGGGUCUACAGUUACCGAGCAGCAGUGGGCAAUGUGCAGUUUCCGUGGCAACAGCAUGGGAGAGAUCUGUCCAAGGGAGUGCUGGAGGCCCGCUUCGUCUACGUCUUUGUCCUCGGCAUUCUCUUCACGGGGGUGAAGGACCUCCUCAAGUCCCAGGUGGUGGCCCCCAGCAGAGAGGCGCGAAGCAGAGGACUGUGGGAGGUGUACAGCGGCCUGGUGCUCGUGGUGGCUUUGCUCUUCAGACCCCACAACCUGCCGGUGUUGGUGUUCACCCUCGUCAUUCAGAGCCUCAUGAGUCGCUUCAUCUGGAGGGGGCUCAAGUACGACGCGGCGCAGACCACCAUCAUGCACUAUUGGCUGGGCCAGGCCUUCUUUUACUUUCAGGGCAACUCCAAUAACAUUGCAACGGUGGACAUCUCGGCAGGCUUUGUGGGCCUGGAGACCUACGUUGAAGUUCCGGCCAUUUUUCUUACCGGGGUGCAUACGUAUGCCGGGCCCCUGCUUUGGGCCACUCACCUCAUUUGUCACCUGAGCUCUGAAAUGCAAAGCAGUCCCUCUGCGAUGGGCCACGGCUGCUACUGCUUUGCUGUCCUGCGCUCCAUCCCGGCCGCCCUCUAUGUCCUCCUGGUGACGGCCUUGCGCUAUCACCUGUUCAUCUGGAGCGUCUUCUCGCCCAAACUCCUCUACGAGGGCGUGCACACACUAGUGACGGCUUUUAUUUGUAUCUUCUUCACUGCAAUGGAUCAAAAGCGCUCAGCCAGAUAAGGGGGCACCGGAGCUCAAGGGAGGAGGAGAAGAAGAAGCACAACAGCAGCCGAGAGUCAAGCAUUUUAAACCCUUGGCAGCUCAUCCAACCCUCAAGACGCUUUGCUGGAGGUGACCCUCUGUGAUGGCCGGGUGUGGGAUGGCUGGUGGUCUACUUGUCUUGCACCCCCACCACUUUUCUUUUGGCCCCCAUACUGUCAACUGCUGCUUUAUUUUCUGAAUGGACAGUUUAAACCCAGCGUCACUGCAACCCUUAAACCUUCUCCUACUCCGCACUUGGUCAUCUUUUAAUUUACUCUUUUUUGGUAGGGAUCAUUGGGGUUCUUGUGUGUGGUGGUCUGUUUUGUCUCCUUCUUGAUUUUUGGUGUUUCUACUGCUGACUGAUCUCUUGAAUUCCAGGCCUGUGCUGCAGAGUUUGUCGCGAGUGGGCGACUGGUGAGGACCAGGAAUACGUGGAGCUCCCCUGAUGUGCGUCCUCAUACGGCAUGACAGCACUGUGACGGGGAUGCGAGAAAUACGGCUUUAAAGAAUGUCCAUUAGUCCACCAGAAUUAACACAAGUG
Molecule: messenger RNA, 3798 nt
Organism: Erpetoichthys calabaricus (reedfish)
Lineage: Eukaryota; Metazoa; Chordata; Cladistia; Polypteriformes; Polypteridae
Gene: pigg
Product: phosphatidylinositol glycan anchor biosynthesis class G
Exons: 13
Coding region: 354-3236 (960 amino acids)
Biological process (GO): GPI anchor biosynthetic process
Cellular component (GO): endoplasmic reticulum membrane
Source: RefSeq, a predicted model, not a curated record